Paramecium tetraurelia is the source of this 853-nucleotide messenger RNA. RefSeq lists its product as uncharacterized. The record is from RefSeq and is a predicted model, not a curated record. Gene Ontology annotation, molecular function: cyclin-dependent protein serine/threonine kinase activator activity. NCBI's taxonomy places the organism in Eukaryota, Ciliophora, Oligohymenophorea, Peniculida, Parameciidae. Gene Ontology annotation, biological process: positive regulation of DNA-templated transcription, elongation; regulation of transcription by RNA polymerase II. Gene Ontology annotation, cellular component: cyclin/CDK positive transcription elongation factor complex; nucleus. The transcript has a single exon.
AUGAAAUUACUGAUAUACGAAGAUUGGAAAAAUUCUGCUUCAUCAAGGGAUAAUUUCACAUUCCAAUAAGAAGUAAAAAUACAAUCAGAGUGUUAUCAAAUUGCUCGUGACUUUGAAAUUUUACUAAAAAAUAGCGAAUAAAGCACUUUCAAUCAAUACUUUCAAAAAGCACUCUCUAUCUUCCACAGAUUUGCUCAUUAAGUUUCUUAUAGGAAAUUCAAUAGACAUAUUUAUAUGGCAGCUUGUUUAUUUCUAUCAGCCAAAGACAAUGACAUGUUUGAUUGGUCUGUUAAGAGAUAUGCAAGUGCAUUCAUUAAUAAUUGCAUUUAAAAGAAGGCACUAGAUAUAGAUGGUUUGAAGAUUGAGGUUGACGACCUAAACAAUAGAACAAUCUCAGAAAAAUUAAUCUCUGAAAAAAUAAUAGAUGCAGAGUCUCAUAUUUUAUAGAUGAUAGGAUAUGACUUACACAUCAUAGUUCCUUAGGUAUACUUCCAGGAAGCUAAAACCAAAUUAGUUGCAGCUCAAGGAGACAUUUAAUAGCUGUUUGAAUUCGCUUAGAAGUUCCUAUCAGACUUAUUCCUUAAUAAUGCAUGUCUAUACUAUGAACCAAAAAUAAUUACUCUUUGUGCAAUUACCAUGGCUAGCAAAUUAUUAAAAAUAACAAUAGCAGAUUUACCUAGUGGGGAACCUUGGCACUCCUUAUUUGAUCAAAACUUAGAAGUUAAUGCACAGACUCAAAAGGAAAUAUUAGAAAUGACCAAUUAUUUCGAUUAGUGCAUAUAAAUUCUAAAAAGCUGAUAAAAGAAUGUGAAUAUUUUCAGCAAUUAUUUAACAUCAAAAAUUCUUAUCAAGC